UGUUGGGCCAGUCAGAGAAGAACAUCAACAGCAGAACAAAUGGCUCUUUUGGAUGAUUUUGUUUUCUUUCUCUUCUCCAGUCCCACCACUGUGUUGGGGGCUGUUGCUGUCCUGCUUGUCCUUUACUUUAUCUCCAGCUGCUUCAGCUCCGAAGAAACAAGGAAGGAGCCUCCAGGGCCGAGGCCUCUGCCCCUGCUUGGCAACCUGUUACAGCUUGAUCUCAAGAGACCCUACAAAACCCUCUGUGAGCUUUCAGAGAAAUAUGGCUCAGUAUUUACAGUUUACUUUGGAACCAAUAAAGUGGUGGUCCUGGCUGGAUACAAGGCAGUCAAAGAGGCUCUGGUCAGCUUUGCAGAAGAGUUUGGAGACAGAGACAUAUCCCCUAUAUUUUAUGAUACAAAUCAAGGUCACGGAAUUCUGUUUGCUAACGGUGAAUCGUGGAAAGAGAUGAGACGUUUUGCCCUCACCACCCUGAGAGACUUUGGGAUGGGCAAAAGAGUAGCUGAGGAGAAAAUCUUAGAAGAAUGCCAGUAUCUGAUCCAAAUGUUCGAAAAGCACAAAGGGAAACCAUUUGAUACAACGUGUCCGGUGAAUUAUGCAACAUCCAAUAUUAUCUCCUCCAUCGUGUAUGGAAGCAGAUUCGAAUACAGUGACCCCCGAUUCAAAAAUUUGGUGAGAAGGGCAAAUGAGACCAUACGCAUCACAGGUUCUGCCUCAAUCCAGCUUUACAACAUGUUUCCCAGGCUGGUCAGAUGGAUAAAAAACCGGCAGCUGAUUUUAAAAAAUGUUGAAAUGACUGUCAGAGAUGUCAAAGAUUUGAUCAGGCAGCUGAAAGAGACACUGAACCCUCACACGUGCAGGGGCCUCGUGGACUGUUUUCUGAUUCGGAAGCAGAAAGAAGAGGACUCUUGUGUUACGGAUACUCACUACAAUGAGAAAAACUUGAUAUUCACAGUAACAAACUUGUUUGCUGCUGGUACUGAUACCACAGCAACUACACUGAGAUGGGGUUUGCUGCUUAUGGCCAAAUAUCCACAUAUACAAGAUCAGGUCCAGGAGGAGCUGAGCAGGGUGAUAGGAAGCCGUCAGGCCCGGGUAGAUGACCGUAAAAACCUACCCUACACUGAUGCUGUCAUCCAUGAGACACAGAGACUGGCCAACAUCGUCCCCAUGUCUAUCCCUCACAAAACCAGCCGAGACGUCACCUUCCAGGGCUACUUUAUCAAAGAGGGAACUACUGUGUUUCCUCUUCUUACCUCUGUCCUGUAUGACGAGAGCGAGUGGGAGAGCCCACACACUUUCAACCCUUCCCACUUCCUGGAUAGGGAGAGUAAAUUUGUCAGGAGAGAUGCCUUCAUGCCCUUUUCUGCAGGUCGCAGAGUGUGUCUCGGGGAGAGUCUGGCAAAGAUGGAGCUCUUUCUGUUCUUCACCUCGCUCCUCCAGCGCUUUCGCUUCACUCCUCCACCAGGAGUUACAGAGGAUGAGCUGAAUCUGACAGCAGGUGUGGGCUUCACCCUCCCUCCUUGGCCUCAUGAGCUGUGUGCUGUCAGUCGCCAGUGAGGAAGAUAGCCAGAGCAUGGCACUAUAACUGCCUGUGUCAGUGGCAGGAAUGUUGUACAACUCUCUCUCACACAGGGCAGUGACUUUUUUCUUUCACCACUGCAUUGCAUGCUGGGAUGCUGGGCAGCCAGCAGAGGUCCCCAUCUUCAAGCCCAAGAUCUGUGAACAAAAGCAGAAUACCAUCAGGAAACAGAAGAGUCAUGUGAUAGUAAUGGAGAAAUGAAUGGUGGAGACAGUGACUUGAUGUAUGUUAUUUGUUUUCAUUAGUGUACAGAGACUGAUAGAAUUUGGGUGUAUGUACACUUUUAUAAUAACAGACUUUUAGAAUAUAUCCCUGCUUCUCAGCUACUAUGGAUUUGAUUUUUCACAAACUGAUGUACUGUAAAGAGCAGAUUCAAGAGAUUGCAUUCCAAAAUAAAUAUGUUUAGCUUACUAACUGGCAGUGGCUAAUGUAACUUGCCUCACAGUUCCUUUGGACAACUUGCAGUUCAAU
Molecule: messenger RNA, 2053 nt
Organism: Toxotes jaculatrix (banded archerfish)
Lineage: Eukaryota; Metazoa; Chordata; Actinopteri; Toxotidae
Product: cytochrome P450 2K1-like
Exons: 9
Coding region: 40-1560 (506 amino acids)
Biological process (GO): xenobiotic metabolic process
Cellular component (GO): intracellular membrane-bounded organelle; cytoplasm
Molecular function (GO): iron ion binding; heme binding; oxidoreductase activity, acting on paired donors, with incorporation or reduction of molecular oxygen, reduced flavin or flavoprotein as one donor, and incorporation of one atom of oxygen
Source: RefSeq, a predicted model, not a curated record